AAGUAGACAAAAGUGUCUUUUCACUAAUGACAAUUUUAGUAGGUAGAAAUUGUGUCUCAUUUGUUUUUUCACACGCUUGGGAAUCGUUGUUGAUUCUACGUUUCUCCAACCCUUGCCCUAGCUUUUUCUACCUUGAGUUUCCUUCUUUAAUCGCAUGAACACAACGCGUCCUUGUUUUCAAACCAAUUUCAAUCAUAUCUCCUCAACAAUCCCUGACACAGUUGAUUUGUUGAAGCGUGACGAGUCUCUGAUUCUCCGGUUUUCUACACUAAGUAGGUUGGUUAGACAAUGGGGCGUCGCAAAAUUGAGAUUGAGAUGGUGAAAGAUCCCAACACGAGACAAGUGACAUUCUCAAAACGUCGAACGGGUUUAUUCAAAAAAGCAAAUGAAUUGUCUAUUUUGUGUGGAGCAGAAGUGGCUAUUGUUGUGUUUUCUCCAGGUAACAAACCCUAUUCUUUUGGUCAUCCAGGAGUUGAUGUUGUUGCGGCCAACUAUCUCCAGCAAGAGAAUAGAUCAACUGAUUCUCAAGGAAACUCUUCCUUUGAUGUUCCCAAUAUGGAAAACUUGAACCAAGAACUUGCUCAGGUGUUGGCACAAAUUCAGGAAGGUGAAAAACAAGCGGAGAUUUAUGAUGAGAUUUUGAAGAAAAAUGAUGUGAAAAAACUCUCUCAGCUUACGGAACUGAGAGAUUCAUACAAGCAAUUUCAAGAUUUGGUAAAAUUGCGUCUAAGUGAUAUUGAAAUAUCGGAAUAUAUGAUGCUUCUUGCUCAAGAUCCUGUGGUGGGAGUAAAAGCGAAAUCGGCAAAAAAGAAAAGAAGAAGAAAUUAAUUUUAUUUUAUGCUCUUUUUUGAAGGAAUAGGUUAUGUUCCUCUUGUCUUUUGUUAUAAAAAAAUGAGCGAUGAAUAAAGAGUGUUUUGUUUAA
Molecule: messenger RNA, 922 nt
Organism: Lathyrus oleraceus (garden pea)
Lineage: Eukaryota; Viridiplantae; Streptophyta; Magnoliopsida; Fabales; Fabaceae
Product: agamous-like MADS-box protein AGL29
Exons: 3
Coding region: 289-828 (179 amino acids)
Biological process (GO): regulation of transcription by RNA polymerase II
Molecular function (GO): protein dimerization activity; RNA polymerase II cis-regulatory region sequence-specific DNA binding; DNA-binding transcription factor activity, RNA polymerase II-specific
Source: RefSeq, a predicted model, not a curated record